AUGACUGACAAGCAACCCUCAAAGGUCGAGGAGGGUGCCACAACCGGUGAUGUAGAAGACGACGUGCCCCCCACGGCCGCCAAGUCCGCCCAGGAGCGCAAGGCCGCCUCGGCCAUGGCCAGCCUCGACGACGACGCCCGACCGACCACCACCGACGCCUCCUCAUCCCCGCCUUCCUCGCGAAGCAACGUCGACCAGGAAGCCGUCAGGCAGGCUAUGAAGAACCUAGAAAAGGUCACUGGCACCGGCGCCGGCGCUUCCGCUUUCGCCGCGAGCAAGCCCCGGGGGCAAAAGAAUGGCCCUGCUCCUGCGGCCCCCCGCAAGAAUGUCAAGCUUGACCCCGCCGACGUCACCCUCCUUGUUCAGGAGCUCGAGAUGUCGAAGCUGAGGGCUACCGAGUUCCUCAGGGAGUACGACGGCGAUGCCGUUGCCGCCCUGAGAGCCUACGUCACCACCGCUGGUUGA
This is a messenger RNA of Geosmithia morbida, 465 nucleotides long. RefSeq lists its product as uncharacterized. Lineage: Eukaryota; Fungi; Ascomycota; Sordariomycetes; Hypocreales; Bionectriaceae. The transcript has a single exon. Gene Ontology annotation, biological process: protein stabilization; negative regulation of apoptotic process. The record is from RefSeq and is a predicted model, not a curated record. Bases 1 to 465 code for a protein of 154 amino acids.